UAGACUUUCCAUCAAGUGCGCCUGGCGGGAAUCUGACGUAUAUUAAAUUGGAUGUAAAUAUUACCUUCUGUCUGGGUUUGAAGUAUCUUUAGUGUCUUCUCUACAAAAACGUUGAAUCGUAAGGAAAUUGGAGUAAGUGAAUCAUGCAGGCGUUUUUGAAGGGGGCAUCCAUUCAGAGCACUAAACCCCAGAAAGACAAAGCUGCCGGGCCAAGUGGUGAAAAGAAACACAAGCCGGUGCCUUGGGUAGAGAAAUACCGACCAAAAUGUGUGGAUGAAGUAGCUUUCCAAGAAGAGGUGGUUGCAGUUCUAAAGAAGUCUUUAGAGGGCGCUGAUCUGCCCAACCUGCUGUUCUAUGGGCCGCCUGGGACAGGGAAAACCUCCACCAUCCUGGCAGCGGCGAGGGAGCUAUAUGGACCGGAGCUGUACAGACAGAGAGUGUUGGAGCUGAAUGCCUCAGAUGAACGCGGGAUCCAGGUGAUCAGGGAAAAAGUGAAGACUUUUGCCCAGCUGACCGUGGCUGGAACGCGCACAGAUGGGAAGCCUUGUCCCCCUUUUAAGAUUAUUAUCCUGGACGAAGCGGACUCCAUGACAAAUGCAGCGCAGGCUGCCCUCAGACGCACCAUGGAGAAGGAGUCCAGGACCACACGUUUCUGCCUCAUCUGUAACUACGUCAGCCGGAUAAUCGAGCCCCUGACGUCUCGAUGCUCCAAGUUCCGCUUCAAGCCUCUCGAUGACCAGAUACAAGAAGAGCGGCUUGUGGAGAUCUGCGAGAAGGAGAAUCUCAAGUACACCAAAGAGGCAAUCGCAGCUUUGGUGAAGGUGUCAGAGGGGGACCUGCGGAAAGCUAUCACCUUUUUACAAAGUGCAGCUCGACUCAACAGCGAGAAGGAAAUAACAGAGAGCAUUGUCAUCGAGAUUGCUGGGGUCGUUCCCACAAAGAUGCUCAACAGUCUGCUACAGAUUUGUUACAGCAGCACCUUUGAUAAACUUGAAAUUGCUGUUAAGAACAUGAUAGACGAGGGCUACGCCGCCACGCAAAUCAUCAGCCAGCUGCACGACAUGAUCAUAGAGGAGAGCCUGAGUGACCGGCAGAAGUCAGCCAUCACAGAAAAAAUGGCGGAGGUGGACAAGUGUUUGGCCGACGGUGCAGAUGAGUAUUUGCAGAUGAUGAGUCUGUGCUCUGUGAUCAUGCAGCAGGCAUCCCAAAGCAACUGAACCAGAGCUCCAGUUCUUCCUACAUCUUACCUGAACACCAGAGCUCCUCACAUCCUUGUAUAUUUGCUGUUUGUACCUUUUUGUGUUAUUAAAAAAUUGCUUGUCAAAUUAGCACUCCUUUUAAUGUCCAAGUAUUUGCAAAACCACUUAACAGCACAUUAAUCCACAAUGACUAUACUCAAUUAGUUAUGUGUUAAGUACAUCAACUGAGGGCAAGUAGCAGGGAUCAGUAUUGCUCAGCAAGCUGAAGAAAUUCACAUGCUUGGUUAAUUAAGCCAUCACUGCAAACAGCACAAAUGGGAUUCAUGGUCAAACGUUGGGCAAAAUUAGUUUUGGCAUGUGGGUUACAUCAUUUCUUGAUUAAACCAUCUAUCAAGGCAAAUAAAUCCAUAGCUACCAGACCAACUCAUGCUCCUGUGGCCUAAAUGUAUACCACUCCCAUUAAGGCUUACACAGAUGAGGCAAUUAUCAAUGACCAGAUAUACUGAAGUGCAUGGUGGUAGAAUCAACACAACUAAGACUAAUAAAUUCAGAUACCAAAAGGAAUUGUUUGGAAAGUCAAAGACUCAACAUUAAAUAAUUAGCCACAAUGAUUUAUUUUAUCCUGAAUUAUGACAUUGAAUGAUGGCUAUACCAUAGUAAUGCUGGUAACUUAAUGGAAGUGGCAAUGACUUCAAGAUACAAGUACUGUGACAGUUCACCUAGUCAUUUCACUAAAUAGGCAUUUCAGUGGGUUUCUGAGUCAGUGAAAAAAACACAAGUAACCAUAAAUUCCUCUUUAUUUUGAAACAAGGGUCAAAUACAAUUCAUAAUUUAAGGUCAGUUAAUUAAAAUCAUUGCCCAC
Molecule: messenger RNA, 2061 nt
Organism: Megalops cyprinoides (Indo-Pacific tarpon)
Lineage: Eukaryota; Metazoa; Chordata; Actinopteri; Elopiformes; Megalopidae
Gene: rfc4
Product: replication factor C (activator 1) 4
Exons: 11
Coding region: 144-1217 (357 amino acids)
Biological process (GO): DNA repair; DNA-templated DNA replication
Cellular component (GO): DNA replication factor C complex; nucleus
Molecular function (GO): DNA clamp loader activity; DNA binding; ATP binding
Source: RefSeq, a predicted model, not a curated record